GGUUGUUUUCAAUAUUUAUGGCGGAAGUUACUUCAACCUGUAAGUUUUCGCUGCACUAAUAUUAGGAAAAGUUGUCGGAAAACCGACUUGCUUGGAGUCCGCAUAUCUCAGAUAAAAUACAGAUUAAUAUGUUCUAUUUUUGUCAUAGCAUUUCAGACUCAAAUUGUUUUUCUCCGCUCCGUUAUGUUUUCGUGCAGCUAAGGAGUUUGGGGGGAUCAUUAAUCCAUUCAUCACCAGCAGCACAGCGAUGUCGGAUUUCUCGUUUCGGGAUACAUUAUUGGCGCAUAUUUAUCUUUUUUCUUAUCGUGUCUGUGUAGUUAGAAAGAACAUAAUCCCCAUUGAGCGUCGUUAUCCUUUAGCUAACGUUUCAAAGGAAGUCCACGUCACUGAAUGAAUUUGCUGCCCCAACCUGGUGAUCUGACUGCUGUUUGUCUUAGUUUGCUAAAAAGGACAUUUAUCUGUGAACCUUCGUCAUGGAUAAGGAGUGGGUACCUUUGGACUGCCUGUUACCUUCUGGCACACAGAAAAUCUGUCUGAUCAUUCUGAACCAGCCUCUGGAUAAAAACUACCUGCAUAUUCUCUGGAGUAAAGCGCUUUUGAAAGCAUGUGCUGAUGGAGCUGCCAAUCAUCUGUAUGAAGUAACUGCUGGAUGUCAUGACAGCUUCCUGCCUGACUAUAUCAGCGGGGAUUUUGAUUCCAUUACUGCUGAGGUCAAGGCUUUUUAUGCAGACAAGGGUUGCCCGCUAAUAGAAACAGCAGACCAGGAUCUAACAGACUUCACCAAAUGUCUUGCGGUUAUGCUGGAGAAGAUUAAGGACCAACAGUUACAGGUGGACACAAUUGUGACUCUUGGAGGUUUGGCAGGAAGAAUUGACCAGAUCAUGGCUUCUGUGGAAACCCUUCACCAUGCUCUUUACAUGACACAACUCCCAGUUUUGGUCAUACAGGGAACAAGCUUGGCAUAUCUACUAAGACCUCAGGGCAGCCACAGACUGGCAGUGAACACAGGUCUUGAAGGAGACUGGUGUGGCCUCAUUCCGGUGGGUGGUCCCUGCCAAACAGUCACCACGGGGCUCAAAUGGAACCUGAAUAACCAGAUCCUGAAAUUUGGGACCCUGGUCAGCACCUCCAACUCCUUUGAGCCGACUGCCCCCGGAAAGCGCAGGAAUCUGGUUACUGUGACCACAGACCAGCCUUUGCUCUGGACCAUGGCCAUCCAGAAAAAGGGAGAAUGAUUUUGAACACGCCCUGGUCAAUAUUAACUAGAUCAUUAUGGGGUACGAGAGGACUGGUGUGGAUAUGCUGGGCCAAAAUUUGUACUUUGUCACAAUUAAAUUGAUGAAAUAGAAUCAGAAUUGAAACAUUACUUGAAUGUAAUUAUGCUUUACCUUCCAGCCUCCUGUGUGCCUUAGACAUCCACUUUUUUUUAAAAGAAAUAGUAUAAACUUGAUUUUAGGAAUAAAAAAAGCAUGCCAAUAAAACUAACAACCCACAUCCUUUAAAGAGUUUAAAGUUACACUUUUAUGGUUUGAAAUGAAUGUUUUACUAAUAAAAUUUAAUAAAAAAAACCCA
Oryzias latipes (Japanese medaka) is the source of this 1572-nucleotide messenger RNA. RefSeq names its product thiamin pyrophosphokinase 1 (gene tpk1). Gene Ontology annotation, biological process: thiamine diphosphate biosynthetic process; thiamine metabolic process. Lineage: Eukaryota; Metazoa; Chordata; Actinopteri; Beloniformes; Adrianichthyidae. Gene Ontology annotation, molecular function: ATP binding; thiamine binding; thiamine diphosphokinase activity. The record is from RefSeq and is a predicted model, not a curated record.